AUGGCACAGAUGAUUCUCUUCUUCCUCCUUUUCUUCUGCGAGUUCUUCUCGGGCAAGGAGUUGGAAGAGCAAAUUAUUACACUUUUUUUAAAAAAAAAUAAUCCUCUUUUUCCAGCAAACUUGGACACUUACUGGUCUGGAACUGCCCCUAUCUGCAUGGGAGGCUGUAAAGGAAAGCACAAAGAACUGAAGAAAAGCACGUGUGGGAAUGGAAGCUGCUGCUGGUUGGGGUACAAAUCAUUUUGCCGGGUGAACUGCGGGCGACCAGAAACGGAGUUCAAUUCGGUGGUCUAUGGGAACGACUGGUGGGUCGGGUCAGUGGUGCGCUACAGCUGCCGGCCUGGGUACCUGCUGGUGGGGGAUCCUGCUAGCGCCUGCCAAUCGAGUGGCCGCUGGACCCCCAAACCUACUUGCCUCAGGAUCUGCCUCCGGGGUCGGAUUGAGAUAAACGAGCGGGACAUCGAUGGGAGCUGCUCCUCCACCUGUCCCCAUAAGGUUUACCCAGGGGCCUUUCUCAAUCAUGGCUGCAUCAAGAUCUCCUCCUGCGUCACCAAGCAAUCUGGCUGGACCCGAUGGUUCUCUCGCUGUGACUUUUGUGAGUGUGAUUGCUACGUCCCCUGCGGUAAGUACACACCCUCUGAGUGUCCCUAUUUUCGAGGGACACUCCUGGAUUUACAGAAGCCAUCCCGGUUUCUGAUUUCAUCCCAGAAUGUCUCGCUUUUCCUUAGGAUGUCCCUAUUUUCAUUGGAGAAAUUUUGAAGGGGUUGACGGCAUCUGAUUGGCUGGUGUUGAAAGCAGGAUGCUGGGUUAGAUGGCACUUUGCUCUGAUCCUGCCAGGGUACUUAGGAUAUUAGAAGUAAAACGCGAGUGGUGCUGUGGUCUGAACCACUGAGCCUCUUGGGCUUGCCGAUUGGAAGGUUGGCGGUUCAAAUCCCCACAACGGAGUGAGCUGUGCCCCAGCUCCUGCCAACCUAGCAGUUUGAAAGCACGGCAGUGUAGGUAGAUAAAUAGGUACCACUGUGACGGGAAGGUAAACAGCAUUUCUGUGCGC
Molecule: messenger RNA, 1051 nt
Organism: Zootoca vivipara (common lizard)
Lineage: Eukaryota; Metazoa; Chordata; Lepidosauria; Squamata; Lacertidae
Product: inactive serine protease PAMR1-like
Source: RefSeq, a predicted model, not a curated record